This is a messenger RNA of Ricinus communis (castor bean), 2356 nucleotides long. Its product is annotated as tubby-like F-box protein 3. Bases 726 to 1949 code for a protein of 407 amino acids. NCBI's taxonomy places the organism in Eukaryota, Viridiplantae, Streptophyta, Magnoliopsida, Malpighiales, Euphorbiaceae. The transcript has 6 exons. The record is from RefSeq and is a predicted model, not a curated record.
AGAAGAACACAAAUGUAUUUAAAAAUUUUAAUUUUCUUCUCUCAGAAUACAUGACCGGCUGUCCCUACUCCUAACUCCUAACUCCUAACCAUUACACACACACCACACCCAUUUACCAAACCCUAAUCUCUUCCUCUCUCUACUGUUCUUCCUUUUCGCUUUGAGGCAUCCUUGGUUUAACCGCAAAGAUGUGUUUCACUUCUCUGUGCUCAAAGUUUCAAUCUUUAUUCUCUGUAGAUCUGAAUCCACUCUCAUUUUGAGGUUUGCUUAUCCCACUAUCUGAUGUACAUACAGUCCCAUCACCUUAGUUGAAAAUUCUGGUUCGAUUUUACUUUUGUAGAUACUGAUUCUUUUCUAUUUGUGUUUUCUUUUCCUUUUGGGGGGUUUCGCUGUUGUAAUUGUUUGUUUGACUGUAGAUCUGAAUCUGUUUUCUUUUUCUUUUUUAACUGUUUUGUUUAUUUGAGUAAGGAUUGAUCUUCAGACUUUCUAGAUGAAUUCGUAGUCAUUUCCCAUAAAAAGUUUACAUUUUUAGCUAUUUCUACUUCUUUUUUUCUUUUUAUCAGUUCUUUUAAGCUUAUUUUUAUGACAAAGUUAUGAUUUUUGUGUUUAUAUAAAUGUGUACGUGACAAGAAUUUUUUAGAGGAUCGGAUAUUUCAAAAGAGACCUUUUUCUUUUUUGUUUUUUGUGAGGAUCCUGAGAGUUCAAAACUCAAGUGGUCAAUAAAGAUGUCUUUUAGGAGCAUACUUCAGGACAUGAGAGGGGAGUUUGGGAGCAUGUCUAGAAAAGGGUUUGAUGUGAAAUUUGGAUAUGGGAUGCGAUCCAGGUCGCAAAGGGUUGUUCAGGAUAGCUCUUUUGUGUCUGUUGAUGCAUUUAAGCAGAGCUGUUGGGCUAACAUGCCACCUGAGCUUUUGAGGGAUGUUUUAAUGAGAAUUGAGGCAUCUGAGAGUGCUUGGCCUUUCCGGAAGAACGUAGUUGCUUGUGCUGGUGUCUGCAGAAACUGGAGAGAAAUUAUGAAGGAAAUUGUGAAAAGUCUUGAAGUUUCAGGCAAAUUGACAUUCCCAAUCUCAUUGAAGCAGCCUGGACCAAGGGACUCCCUUCUUCAAUGCUACAUCAAAAGGAAUCGCAGCAACCAAACAUAUUAUCUGUACCUCAGCCUAAAUCAAGCUUCGAAUGAUGAUGGUAAGUUCCUUCUUGCUGCACGGAGAUGUAGACGGCCUACUUGCACAGAUUACAUUAUCUCUUUAAACUGUGAUGAUGUAUCUAGAGGGAGCAGCACCUACAUUGGAAAGCUGAGAUCAAAUUUUCUAGGAACCAAGUUUACUAUCUAUGAUGCACAACCUCCAAAUACUGAUGCUAAAGUUGCUAAAUGUCGCUCCACCAGGAUAGUUAAUAUGAAACAGGUCUCUCCCAGGGUCCCUGCAGGGAAUUAUCCUGUGGCCCAUGUCACUUAUGAGUUGAAUGUCUUGGGUUCAAGAGGUCCAAGGAGAAUGCAGUGUGUUAUGGAUGGCAUCCCUGCCUCUGCUGUUGAGCCUGGAGGAGUGGCCCCCACACAGACUGAAUUUCUACCUAGUAAUUUGGGUUCGUUGCCAUCACUUCCCUUUUUUAGAUCAAAAUCUACCCGCACAGAGAAUUUCCUAUCUGGUCCUCUGUCUAGUAAUAAAGAUGGAAUGCUAGUAUUAAGGAAUAAAGCACCCAGGUGGCAUGAGCAACUCCAGUGCUGGUGUCUAAACUUCAAUGGGCGUGUGACAGUUGCUUCAGUUAAAAACUUUCAGCUGGUUGCUUCUCUGGAGAGUGGAGGUGGUAGGCAAGAGCAACAAGAGAACGUUAUACUCCAAUUUGGAAAAGUGGGGAAGGAUGUGUUCACAAUGGAUUAUCAGUAUCCAAUUUCAGCUUUCCAGGCAUUUGCUAUAUGCCUUAGCAGCUUUGACACCAAGAUUGCUUGUGAAUGAUAGACACGCAGGAACUAAUGACUGCCAGGGCUGUUGUAGCUGUGUGGCACAGGGGCAUUCUGCAAAAAGGCAUCUGCUUAGCUCAAUCUCUUCUCUUCUAAUUGCCAUGUGAAGAUUUAGGAUUUUUUUUUUCUUUUUUAAUGUUUCGUCCUUUGAAAUUUUUUUUCCCUGUACAUAUUAACUUUUUGGUAUUUUAAGCCAACCACGCUGUAGUUUGUGCAGUGGCUGACUGGCAUUGUCCAUGCAUCCGCUGAGUGUUAGAUACUUGGCACCUUAACUGGAGUUGUUUCAGGAGUUUGCUUGUAGUUGUCCUAGUUUAAGGCUACUGUUAUUUUGGAUGUUGUUUUCCCACUAAUCUGUAGCUCUGGAAAAUGCUUCCCUUGAUCAAUCAGCUAGAAUUUGCUAAA